Molecule: messenger RNA, 3924 nt
Organism: Scheffersomyces amazonensis
Lineage: Eukaryota; Fungi; Ascomycota; Pichiomycetes; Serinales; Debaryomycetaceae
Gene: PGA25
Product: Pga25p
Exons: 1
Coding region: 1-3924 (1307 amino acids)
Source: RefSeq, a predicted model, not a curated record
AUGAAGGUAUCAAUAGCAUUGAACUCAAUCUUGCUAACAGCAGCAGUUGUCAAUGCUAUAGAGAAAGACAGUAAAGAAAUAGAGUCGGUAAAGAAUAAAAGAUCACUCUUUGGUGGAUUAUUCGAUAGCAUACUCGGUGGAGGUUCAUCAAGUACACCAUCAACUAAUGCAGCUGCAGCCCCAGUUGCUGCCGCAGCAGCAGUAAACCCCCCAGCAGCUGCACCAUCAGUAGCUCCAGCAGCUGCUUCUGUAUCUUCAAUACCAUUACAAGAUAUACUAGAGUCCACCAUUGGAGCAAUUGCAGAUUCAUCAACUCCAAUAAUAGGUGCAAAUACAAUUCCUCCCAUUCCAGGUACAUCCACCCAGACAACUAUACCAAGCAGUUCCAAUGUAGACCCCGCAGCAGAUUCACCAACAAUACCCAAUACUACAACUAAUACCGCAGAAUCACCCGAAGACGGAUUGUUUGAUUUAUUUGGUGAGAACUCCAUAGAUUCAUCCUCCUCAUCAUAUUCGUCAUCAUUGUACAGUAAUUCUAGUUCCUCUUCUAGCUCCUCAUUUUCAUCUUCAAGCUCAAGUUCAAGUUCAAGUUCAAGCUCUAGCUUUGCAUUAUUUACUACUGCUUUGACACAACCCACAUCCCUUCCUGAAGCUACUACUUCAUCAUCAUCAACAACUAAAGGAGGAUUCAAUCUUUUUGGUUUAUUCAAUAUUAAUGAAGACACCACACAAUCCUCCAGCAUAGGUAGUAGCAGUGCUACUUUAUCGUCAAUAGAAUUGUUAGCGACUUCAUCUUCUGAUCCAAGUUCGGCUCUUGAUAGCUCAUCAAGUUCUUCAGAAAGUGACCCAUUUGCCAAUCUCUUUGGAUUAGCAGAGACAACUUCAAGUUCCAGUUCGUCUAGUCAAAGUAGUUCAUCAACAUUCCAAACAUCAGAAACUUCUUCUGACCCAUUAGCAGAAUUAUUCGGAUUGGAUUAUACUGAAUCAAGCACUCAAAGUUCGAGUUCAGAAAGUUCCAGUUCUGUUUCAUCAAAUGAAGAUCCACUUGCCGCUUUCUUCGGAUUAGAUGCUACAACUUCUCCAAGUCAAAGUAGUAGUUCUAGUAUUCCAAGCAUUACUAGUUCUAGUGCUUCUUCCAGUACUACCAAAGGAUUAUUAUUCAACCUCUUUGGAAUUGAAGCUGAUGGUAGUUCUUCUUCUUCAUCUUUAGCUUCAGAUAGUGAAACCGAUGAAGAUUGUGAAACCGAAAGUGAUACCACUACAGGAUUGCCAACUAUCAGCAUUCCUGAUUUAAGUAUACCGUUGGAUUCAGAUACUACUACUACAAAUUUGCCUGUGUUAGGCUCUCAAAGUGAAAGUUCAGGCGAUGACGAAGAUUGUGAAACAGAAGCUGAUCCUACUACAGAUUUAUCUAAUCCUACAACUGAUCCUACUACAGGUAUUUCUAUUCCUACAACAUUUAAUAUUCCUACAGAUGGUUCUUCUAACACUGAUGAUACUAGUGAUGUUGACUGUGAAACUGAAAGUGACCCUGCCGAUCCAACUACCGGUGUAUCUGUCCCAACAACUUUCAGUAUUCCAACUACAUUCAACAUUGGAAGUGGCGAUCCUUCAAGUGAAGAAGAUUGUGAAACAGAAAGUGAUCCAAGUGAUCCAACUACCGGUGUAUCUAUCCCAACUACAUUCAACAUCGGAAGUGGGGAUCCUUCAAGUGAAGAAGAUUGUGAAACAGAAAGUGACCCUGCAGAUCCAACUACAGGAGUAACAGUUCCUACUACUGGAUUAUCUAUCCCAAUAUCUUUCAGUGUUUCUGAUACUUUCAGUAUUCCAACUGAUGAUCCUUCAAGUGACGCUUCAAGUGAGGAAGAUUGUGAAACAGAGAGUGAUCCAAGUGAUCCAACUUCUGGAGUAACAGUUCCUACUACUGGAUUAUCUGUCCCAACAUCUUUCAGUAUUGCAGGAACUUCUAGUGUUUAUGGCGAAGAUCCUUCAAGUGAUGAAGAUUGUGAGACAGAGAGCGACCCAAGUGAUCCUACUUCUGGAGUAACAAUUCCUACUACUGAUUCCUCUGAUCCAAUUUCUUUCAGCAUUCCAACUAACGACCCUUCAAGUGACGUUACCAGCGACGAAGAUUGUGAGACUGAUUCUAAUACUGAUGAUCCAACAACUGGAGUUUCUAUUCCAACAACGGGAUUCUCAAAUCCAACAUCUUAUACCAAUGGUACCUUUAGUAUUCCAACAGAUGGUGCUUCUAGCGAUGAUACCAGUGAUGAAGAUUGUGAGACUGAAACUGAAACUGAAACUGAUCCAAGUAAUCCAACCAGUGAUUUAAGUAAUCCAACCAGUGGACUCUCUAACCCAACUUCUUAUGGUAAUGGAACUUCUUUCAGUAUUCCAACAGAUGGUGCUUCCAGUGACGAUAGCAGCGAAGAAGAUUGUGAAACCGAAACCGAAAGUGGAUCAAUUGAUGUUACUGGUUCAGCUGGUGGACCUACCAGAUCAAAUGAUGCUACUGUAACUGAUUCAGAUACGGAUACAGACUCUGAAUAUGAUUGUGAAACAGAAACAGAUGAUACAGACACUGUUAUCACUGAAACAGUUACCCAGACUAGUGGUGGUGUAACAGUGACUAAUACCAAUGUGUAUACUGUAACUACAGAUGAUGAUGAAGAAUACUGUGACUCAGAAACAGACGAUGUAACCUAUGUCACUAGCAUAGUAACCCAAACCAAUGGAGGAGUAACUGUUACUCAAACAAAUGUUUACACUUCUACAACUGUUGCUACUUAUACAGGAGGAGACGACGACGAAGAAUAUUGUGAUGAAUAUGUCUCCACUAUAACUUCAUACAAUACCAUUGUAGAUGGAGUCACUACUGUUACCAAGACAAACAUAUAUACUUCAACUUAUUAUGCCGAUGACCCAGAUGAUUCUGAAGAAUAUGAUUGUGAAACUGAAGUUUUGACUUAUACUACCGGUACUGUUAUUGUCACUGUAACUAAUACGAUUCAAGGUGUUGAAACUGGUUGGCUUUAUGAUUCUGAUGAUGAAGAUGACUGUGAAACUACAAUUAUUCAGACCAUUACUAACACCAUUAACGGUCAAGUAGUUUAUUCUACAGCUGGUGCUGAUGAUUCCGAAUACUGUACACCAGAUUAUUAUGAUACCGAUGAUGAAGAUGAAGAUGAAUGUGAUGCUACAUGUCCAUGUCCCGAUGAUGGUAUAAUCUAUGGAGGAUCUUCUGGUAGUUCAGGAAGCUCUGGUAGUUCAGGAAGUUCAGGUAGUUCAGGUAGUUCAGGAAGCUCAGGAAGCUCAGGAUCAUCUUAUGAUUCCAAUGGAACCAGUGAAGAUGAAGAAGAUUGCGUAGAUGAUGCUGUUAUUGAAACUAAGACGGUUGCUGCAGUUGCUACAUAUACAUCAGUUGAAACAUAUGUUACUACCAUUACCUCUGGAGGUUCGAAAGUUGCUUACACUUCGUUGUACACUGUCACGUCUGUGGAAACUGUUCUCAGUACCUAUACUACAGAGAAUUAUAUAACAGCAACAUAUACUACCGGAAAGGCUGUUACAAGUAGUGAUGAUUGUGAAGAUGAUGAAACUGAUACAGAUGAAACCGAGACUUAUGAUAGUGACACUUAUGAAAGCGAUUCUAUCACUAGUUCAUUCCUCAGCGUUUCCAGUCUGAUUCCUAAGUAUGUUAAUUCGACUUCAACUACUACUUCUGCUGAAGGAGGUAUUUUAGGUUUCCUUAAAAAACUUGAUACAAAUAUAACUGUUACACCUGGUUCGUUAACCUCAUUACCAUCUGCCACUUCCACUCCAUCACUUGAAGGUGAUAGUGAUAGCAAUGGAAGUCAUCGUUUGUUCAUGUCUAAACGAUUAGUUAUAAGCUUAUGCAGUGCUAUUGCUAUUCUUUUCAUCUAA